Molecule: messenger RNA, 826 nt
Organism: Selaginella moellendorffii
Lineage: Eukaryota; Viridiplantae; Streptophyta; Lycopodiopsida; Selaginellales; Selaginellaceae
Product: high mobility group B protein 3
Exons: 9
Coding region: 138-617 (159 amino acids)
Source: RefSeq, a predicted model, not a curated record
GAAUAUCCAGCCCCUAUUCUGCCCUCUCUAUCUCCUAGUAGUGUUUUUUCUUCUUUGCUUUGAUCUGCUGGAGAGUACGCGGCUGAGGCGACGCGGCUAAGGAUCGAUCAGGGCUUCGGCGUUCCAAAGCUCCGGAGAUGGGGAAGCGCGGAGCGGCGGCAGCUACGAAUAAACAAAAUGGGAAGAAGAAGGCCCUCUCCGUGAAGGAGACCAAACCGAAGGCAGCCAAAGCGAAGAAGCCCGUGAAAGCAAAGGGGAAAAAGGAUCCCAAUCAACCCAAGAAGCCAGCCACCGCAUUUUUCAUCUUCCUGGAAGAGUUUAGGCAGACGUACAAGAAGGAUCAUCCCGACGUCAAGGGAGUUGCCGCUAUAGGAAAAGCGGGAGGAGACAUGUGGAAAUCUUUGUCUGACAAGGAGAAGGAGCCUUACCACGCCAAAGCUGCCAAGAGGAAAGCCGACUACGACAAGGAUCUGGAAGCAUACAACAAAAAGAAGGACAACGAGGAGGAGGAAGAGGAGGAGGAGGAGGAUGGAUCCGCCGGAGAAUCAGAGGUAAAAUCCAAGUCUGCUGGCAAUGACGACGACGAAGAAGAGGACGCGGACGAUGACGAUGAUUAGAUGUCGAGAAAGCCAUCGAUCACAACCAGAUUCAAACAAUGUGAUCUCCAAAGCUUUCCUUCUUUUAUAUGCUGCUUUACACCGACGAGUUUUUCAAACACACACACACGCACGCACACUCACAAAGUUCUCGAAAGUCUGGCAGUGUUUUACUUCUACUGUGUGCGAGAUGAACGAAUAAAGAAAGAUAGACCAAUUCAAUCCAUUUA